CGAAGAUGGGGAGUAGUUGUUGUAAUCAUCGUGAAAUGAAUCAAUCUUAGUAAUAAAAACAUACAUAAAUUUUGACCCCAAUAAUGAAAUCUAAUGAUAAUUGGGAUUCCUUUUAGGAUGAUGAUGACUUAAUUUUACCAAUGCAAAAAUAUAAAACAUUAUGUGCAAUAUCAAAAACAGAACUUGAUUUUACAUAGGUUACUAAUCAGACGAAGAUGAAGUAGACAAUUUAAUUGCCAUCAGCUAGAAAAUCAGUUAAAAUAAGCUAUGAUAAUUUUAUUACGAUGAAAUAAGGAGAAUGGAAUGAAUAAUAUAGCAUUUUAAAAAAAUUAGGUUAGGGAAGUUAUGGAUGUGUAUGGUUGGGUAAACAUAAUAAGACAGGUAUCCUAAGAGCACUCAAAUAAAUUAAAAAGGAUUCAUUAUUAUUUGAAGAUUAAUAAAGAAUGUUAUCAGAGUUGAAUAUCCUUAAAUCUUUAGAUCAUCCAAAUAUUGUACGUGUUUUUGAAUGUUUUUAAGAAGAUGAACAAUAUAUAGUUGUAACAGAGUAUUUAAUUUUAAUAAAUUAAGAUAUCUUCCAGGAGGGGAGUUAUUUGAAAGAAUAAAGAAAUUAUAAAUAUUUAGUGAAAGAAUGGCAGCAGAUUAUAUAAAGUAAAUUUUAUAAGCAGUAAGUUAUUGUCAUGAAAAAUAAAUUGUCCAUAGGUAUUAAUAGCAAUUAAAUUAUAAUUAGAGAUUUAAAACCAGAAAACAUUCUAUUGAGUGGAUAGGGUGAGGAAAUUAAAGUAAUUGACUUUGGAACUUCUCGUCAUUUUACUUAAAACUUUGAUAUGAAAAAAAGAUUAGGAACACCAUAUUAUAUAGCGCCAGAAGUUUUAAAUCAGAAAUAUAAUGAAAAAGUAGAUAUUUGGUCAUGUGGAGUUAUUUUGUAUAUUUUUUUAUGUGGAUAUCCUCCUUUUGCAGGAAAAACUGAUAAAGAAACUUUAGCAAAAGUACAAGCUGGAAGAUUAAUUUUUGAUAGAAAUGAUUGGUCAACAGUAUCAAGUGAUGCUAUAGAUUUGAUAAGUAAAAUGCUGAAUUUAGAUGUUACAAAAAGAUAUUCUGCUUAAUAAGCAUUAAAACAUUCUUGGAUUCAAAAAAAUGCAAAAUAAGAAAUAAUUUCUUUGUAAUUACUAAGUAACAUAGAAAAGUUUUAGGUUUAAAUAUUUAUAUAUAUUAGGUAUAAAGUAAUUUUAAAAAAGCUGUUAUGACUUAUAUGGUGAGUCAAACUUUACAAAGUUAAGAAAUUAGUGAACUAAAAGCUACAUUUAAUGCAUUAGAUAAAAAUCAUGAUGGCAAUUUAAGUAAACAAGAAUUAAUAGCUGGAUAUAGAUGUUUAUUAAGAAGCAAAGAAUAAGCUGAAGAAAAAGUGAAUUAAAUUUUAGAUACUUUAGAUUUAAAUCAUUCCAAUCUUAUUGAUUACUCAGAAUUUAUUAUGGGUGCAAUGAGAGUCGAAAAAUUAGUUUCAAUAGAAAGAAUUAGAUAAGCAUUUAGAAUGCUUGAUAUUGUAAUUAAUUUUAUAAUUUUAGAAUGGUGAUGGAUAUAUUUCAAAAGAAGAACUUGAAGAAGCUAUGGGAUUUUUAGAACCUGAAAUAUGGGAAUAGUUUUUAAAUGAUUGUGAUCUAAAUAAAGAUGGAAAAAUAUCUGAAGACGAAUUUAGUAAAAUUUUAACUACCACAUGA
This is a messenger RNA of Paramecium sonneborni, 1715 nucleotides long. NCBI's taxonomy places the organism in Eukaryota, Ciliophora, Oligohymenophorea, Peniculida, Parameciidae. The record is from the annotation of a GenBank genome assembly.